Pelodiscus sinensis (Chinese soft-shelled turtle) is the source of this 5499-nucleotide messenger RNA. Its product is annotated as tropomodulin-2. Gene Ontology annotation, molecular function: tropomyosin binding. Gene Ontology annotation, biological process: muscle contraction; myofibril assembly; pointed-end actin filament capping. Gene Ontology annotation, cellular component: striated muscle thin filament; cytoskeleton; myofibril. The record is from RefSeq and is a predicted model, not a curated record. Lineage: Eukaryota; Metazoa; Chordata; Testudines; Trionychidae.
GAGGUUGCGCAGCCGCCUGGCUGGGAGCGACCCGCCUGUUGACAGCGCUGUUUUGGGGAGGGCUGGCGCGGGCGGACGGACUGACGGCCGGGCGGCGGGCUGCACAGCCCGGGCAGGUGACAGGCAGACAGACCGCCGUGGGUGAGUGGAACACAAGCAAGAUUGCCUCCUGGAUGGUUGAAAGCAUUAAGUGAGCCGUGCUGCAGGAGCCAUGUCGCUGCCAUUCCGGAAGGAGUUAGAAAAAUAUAAGAAUAUCAAUGAAGAUGAAAUUCUCAGCAAACUGUCAGAGGAAGAGCUGAAACAGUUGGAACAUGUUCUUGAUGAUCUUGACCCUGAGAAUUCACUUUUGCCAGCGGGCUUCCGACAAAAAGACCAGACCAGUAAAGCUGCCACGGGCCCUUUUGACAGAGAUCGACUCCUUUCGUACUUGGAGAAACAAGCACUGGAACACAAAGACAGGGAAGACUUUGUGCCCUUUACAGGGGAGAAGAAAGGAAAAAUAUUUAUCCCUAAAGAAAAGCCUAUAGAAACCCACACUGAGGAGAAGGUGACUUUGGAGCCAGAAUUAGAAGAAGCCCUGGCCAGCGCCUCUGAUACUGAGCUCUACGACCUUGCAGCUGUUCUUGGGGUGCACAACAUGGUCAACAACCCACAGUUUGAUGAAGAAGGCACCAGCAGUAAAGAUGGAAAAGGAAGUGUGAGAAAUGUGGUCAAAGGUGAAAAGGUCAAGCCAGUUUUCGAGGAGCCACCUAAUCCAACCAACGUGGAAGCCAGUUUGCAAAGGAUGAAAGCAAAUGAUCCUAACCUCCUAGAAGUCAAUCUGAACAAUAUAAAGAAUAUUCCAAUUCCAACGCUGAAAGAAUUUGCCAAGGCUUUGGAAACCAACACCCACGUGAAGAAGUUCAGCCUUGCAGCCACUCGAAGCAAUGACCCUGUUGCUAUAGCUUUUGCAGAUAUGUUAAAAGUGAACAAGACCCUGAAGAGUCUAAAUAUAGAAUCCAAUUUCAUCACUGGGGCUGGCAUUCUGGCACUGAUUGAUGCACUGAAAGAGAAUGAAACCCUGACGGAGAUCAAAAUUGACAACCAGAGGCAGCAGCUGGGGACCGCUGUAGAGAUGGAGAUUGCACAGAUGCUGGAGGAGAACUCCAAGAUUCUCAAAUUUGGAUACCAGUUCACAAAGCAAGGGCCAAGAACCAGGGUAGCAGCAGCUAUCACUAAAAAUAAUGAUUUAGUUCGUAAAAAGCGAGUGGAAGGAGACCGACAGUAGCAUGCUUAGGAGGAUGCGAAGAGGUAUUGAAGGCAGCCAACACAACAGCACUCUCCCAACAUCCACUGGUUAGAAGGAACGACACUGGAAAAUCAUUGUAAAGAAGAUUGCUCAUUUCCGUUACUGUUCCCUUUAACCAUUAAAAUUGUUUUUAACGUUCAUAUUUAGUUUGAUGUUUAUGAUAAUAGGAUUGUGUUAUUGGAAUAUAUGAAGUUGAUAUCCACAACCUAGGGAUAAAAUAUGUCUUAGUAAGCAUCAGCUGGAAUACAUUGAAUCUUUUCAAGUACUUUUUUUUUAAACUCUGUUGAAACGACUGUUUUACAUUGAUGUAAUGGGGCUUCACCACCCUGUCCUGCAAUGCCUUAAGCAUGUGAAUAACCCUCACUUGCAUGAGUAGUUCCACUGAAGUCAAUUGGCUGCUCAGAUGAGUAGGGAUGACUUAUGCCAAUACUGGUUUGCGGGAUCACACCCUUCGGCCCCAGUCCUGAAUUCAGAUCUGUGCAUUUGGAACUCUACACUUGUACAGAUUCCUCGCUGAUGCCUGUGUAUGUCCAGAUACAGGUCUUUGUAAGUAUUGUCAAAGCCUAUUGUUUACAUGUGUUUAAAUUAGGCUGAUCACGUCAUCGAUAUUACACUGACAUGUGUAUUCUUAUUCCAUGAUGUAAAGUAAAAAUAUGAGUGUUGCCAAACCUAGAAUACCUUAAUGUCACUUUGUUGUUUCUCUGAUCCAUUGAGGAUUUAAAAAAAAAAAAAAAACCCACACACCAUAAUGCAAGGUUUGCAGCUAUAAAUCUCAUUAAUGGAAGCCAGUACACUGAGCCUUGCUCAUUUUGCUUCAAACCACACUGUUGAUUUUUUUUUAAUUUCUGGUAUUUGUGUGCAUUAAUUAGUAUACAUUACAGAAUUGUUCUCAGGACCUUUUCGAUAAAGAGUGAAUAAAGUAUUUAAUCUAAGGCAGCAGCAGUUCUACCCAUAGUCUGAUAAUCAGAAGAGUAACAUGAACUUAUCACCUCGUUUACAUUUUUAGUAUCUGAUUCGAUACUCUUCCCUGUUAAACAAAGGGCGUGAGCGUGAGCCUGAGUCCAAUGGGACUUUAGCAACUGUGUUAGAGCACAUUGCUGAAUAAGAGUGGACUUAAGCACAUGUUCCAAUGCUUUGCAGCAGUGGGCAUUAACCUGGAAUUUUGUAUAUUGUGCUGAACACAUGGAAGAUAACUUGGGUGACAACAGUUAAGCCCAACAUGCAACAGCAUCCAAACAAGUCAGUGGGGUAUUGUCAAAAGAUUGUGUGAAGCAUUUAUAUUUGUGCUAUCAUUUCAUUGUAUUGUAUAUAGUUCUGUAGUAUUAGAGGUUAACUUCUAGCCAUAUUGUCUCUGCCAACAUCUGAGUCUGUUAAAUACGCAGGGGGUCACUUUGAUCGUCUUGAAACGAAAUGCAAGAAUUAAGGAGGAAUGCUGUUCACUAGCGGAGCUGUACUAACUCUUUCUGAAAGCGAACAGUCUUUAACUGGCGCCAACAACCUGUGGUUUCCAUGUGGCAUCAGCUUCUCUACCCUCUUUCUGGCCUAUGCACUCCCCAUCAUUUGUGCUGGCAAACAAGUUCUGGAUUGGGGAGUAUGGAAAUGGAAUAAACGGCACUCUGGCAUCUCUGAGCCCACAGAAGACUUUGGCUGGGGUCUGUAAAUCAGGAGGGGCUGGAGCCAGGGGAGCCAGCAGGAGGUUUGGGAAAUAUUCACCUCUGAACCUGGCAGAUUCCUUAACAGAAAUCUUCCUGUGAGUCAGUGCUGCUUCAGGCAGUAUAAAUUCAUCCUCUAUGCCAUCUAUGCCUUUUGUAAAGUGGGCUGUACUCCUCAGGGGUGCAGUGGGGGAGGACUGGAUCUCUGCAUUCCAGCCCUGGUUAUAUAAGGCACUUAAGUACAUGCUUCAGUCCUAUGGACUUCCAAAUAAGCAUGAAUGCUUUGCUGAAUCCGAGUCUAAGAAUGGUAUCCAAGCAUUGUGAAACCAACUUCCCUGAGGAGUCUACGGUUCUGAGGGGCUUUCAAGACCCUCUCCCUUCUCUAGUGCAAGGCUAUGAAAGGACUUUGUAGCAUUACCAGGCAGGAUUUGCCAUGAGAAUGGACAUCGACCCACCUAGUCCAAUAGAAAGGGAGACCGAAUUCUGUCACCUGGUUCUGAUCAUGCAAACUCUUAUGUGAUCACCCACUGGGGCAAUGGGGCUACUUUCCUAUGUCACAACUACUCGCUCAUGAUUUUGGGUUUGCACCAUGAGGUCCUGUGUGCAGGAAUGUCCUUAGGAUGUAUGGGGCCCUACGCAGUACUAUUAAACUGGUGCUUCUCUCCCCAACGACAGCCAAAGGGGGGGCAAAUGACGAUUUUUAUAGAGCUGUGAUUUUAUAAUCUUCAGAAACACACUAAUGGAAUAGUUUUAAAGCAAAUUGUAACCUAAGGUCCUGUCAACUAACACUGUAAAGUCAGAAACUGACAGCGUAUACUUGGAGUUGUCACAUGCCCGUUAAAUGGCUUCAUUACCACUUCAAUGGUUCUUUCACCGGUUCAAUGUGCUGCCGAUAGAUCUGGCAGGCUUUUUCACUUGUAAGUUAACUAGAUCUUCUUGGGAGGAAGUAGAGUCACAGAACAGGGAUAGAAAGAGGCAGGUAGGUGGACAUUAAGACAUAGUGCUCCCCCAGAUUUUCUGGUGCAUUAUGCAGCUGCACAUUCUGCAUAUGGGUAAGGCUGGCCCUGCCUGUAUGUGGGAAGAAAUUUGAUUCAAGUAUCUUUAUUCCCAUAGUCAAAGAUUUCUGAUAUGGACAGUCUUCAGCCCAAAAAAAUCCUUUUGGACUUCUGACUCCAAUCUCAUCUCUAUUCCCAUUUUCUUUGGGGUGGGAGAGAAAUGGGGGAGGAGAGCAGAGGGUUCCCAAGGGCAUCUGGCUGUUUGUGGGUUGUUUUAAUCAGUUGUUUUUGAUGGGGUCUGGUUCAGAACAAACAAGGGUCUAAGCCUCCAUUCAAAGUCUAAAUGAAACUGUAUUUGCAUGCAACAGCUCUAUAACGUGUGGAUUGGUACAGCUGCUUUGGGGUGUAAUGGCAGCAUGGCAACCUGUAUCUAUUUGAGCAGAGCCUGUGGGAUGUGUCUACAUUCAUGUCAGCCACCAUUUGUAACAUUCCACUCCCAGGCUGGGCUCUGGGAAUGGAAGUGCUGGUUGUUUUGCCUUCCCUUUAUCCCCCAUGGCUGUGGGCACCAUGCACAGAUAUCUGUUUUUGAAGGGUAGAACUCUUAGGCAUUUGAGAGUUUCUCCUUUUAAGAGCCAGAUGGCAUAGUUAGGCCCAGGCCCAUGCUGGGGGUGGCCUGGAGACACAUAACACUGGGUGGGGAGAGGAGGAAAGGUAUCAGGGAGGUACUGUGUACACUGGAGCUUUCCGGUGUGUGACAUCCCUUCUCUGACCUGCCAGUUCACAGUCAGAGCUGAACCUCCCUUCUUCCCCUUCUUGUCUCUUGUUUGCACUCCAGGAGAUGCUUGCAGGGAACAACUGUUGGCCUCAGGAAAGCACAGGGCCUGCAAUUGUUGGCCUCAGGAAAGCACAAGUGGUGACAAGUGACUGCCCAGGAGUCAUGAGGGGACCUCCCCUUCCUGCACAUCCACAGGAGGGCUGGCCAUGAUCUAGCCUUAAGCAUUUUAAAGUAAGCAUAGUGACAAACCAUCUCUAGUUCCCAUAGUUAUAUCGAAUCUAGUGCAGUUAGAGGUGGUCCCCGAAGGAAACAGGUCUAAAUAUUAACCUUAAUCUAGAAGCAGUUGACCACUUAACAUCCCCUCUACUAAUCUGAGUGAGGUUAAUAUUUGACUAAGUCAUUUUUAAAGUACAAUUCUAAGCAGAUGUCCUAGUCCCAAUCAGGUAGCUCUGUCACCUGGGCAUAGAGGCCCCCUUUCUAAACAAAAACUAAUGACUGGGAGUAGCAGGGCUCAUUUGCACAUUGCUGCUCAUGCUGUAGUUUGGGUUUGUUUGUGUUUUUUAUACCAUUGUCCAUGGAAAAGCUGAACAUAUGCGUAGUCUAACAUGUGUGCGUUGUAGAGUGCGCUACGGAAUGUAAAAUGUAUGUGUUACACGCUAGAAGAAAAUGUUUGAUCUGGAAUAUAAAUAAUUGCAUGUGCACAGCGCACAGGGGAAUGGGAAUCAACCGGAAUAUGUAGCAGUGACUCCCAAACCUCUUGGCUUUUAUAAAUAAACCUUCCUAAGGAAA